Molecule: messenger RNA, 1258 nt
Organism: Sardina pilchardus (European sardine)
Lineage: Eukaryota; Metazoa; Chordata; Actinopteri; Clupeiformes; Clupeidae
Gene: rpain
Product: RPA interacting protein
Exons: 7
Coding region: 127-798 (223 amino acids)
Biological process (GO): protein import into nucleus
Cellular component (GO): nucleus; PML body
Source: RefSeq, a predicted model, not a curated record
CAGUCAGGAAAGGUUAAAAGAGCCUGAUGGCUCGGCAGGUCUUGAAGAACUAACCUGUGGGAAUUUGUUGUGCUUCUGGCGUCCAGCUUGUUCAGCAGUUUAAUUAGUAAACAUUUUAAAGAAUUGAUGGAAGCUCUGAAACAGCGGACGCGUUAUGGACGCCCCAUUCCAUGGAAGGAGACCUACAGGAAGCGUUGUUUUGAAAGGCUAAAGAAUAGUCGCUCUCGACUGCUGGACAGAUACCGCCAGGCGGGAGAGAGCGAUGAGUCCGGUAAGGGAUCCAUGGUCGAGGAGAUCAUGCAGGAAGAGUGGAGUGCCCUGCAGACGUCUGACGGAAGCCUGCCAUCGCCUUGGAGCCACGUUGGCAUAGACUUGUUUGGAGCUGUAAAGCAAGACGAUGAGUUGGCGGUCCUUCAAGAAAUUCAACAAGAACUUCUAGCAGAAGAGCUUGCCAUAUUGGAGGAUUACCACAAGAACAUGCAGUUUGAGGAGCAGUCUUUGAUUGCACUGGUGGAGGGAAUGGAGAACACUAACCUCAUCAUCUGUCCUGUCUGUUUCACACACAAUCUGACUGUGACCAGCCAUUUCAUCUCUUGUUCUUGUGGCCUGUACAUCAACACUCUGGGCCGAGGCGUGAGCCCUGAGAUGCUGAGGUCUCUCCUGGAGCAGCAGGUCACUCAGCACACAGACUCCGAGUGCCCCCACAACCCCGUCUUCUCCAUGGUGACCAACAUGGACGGCUCCUCCAACCUCAUGGCCAGUUGUGGGGCUUGUGAUUACCUCUCCGUUGUUCUCUGAACACGUCCUGUCUGCUGGGCUCCAUUUUACGGAGUGUCUUCGUUUAGAAAAUCAGUUACAUUUCUGUGAAAUAGUACAGCUUUGACCCUCUUGCUAUAUUGAAAAGCACUACAGCAGAACCUUAGCGUGCACAGAAUGGGACUACGAUGUGUGUGCUUUUUGUAUCUGUGUUCUGUACUGAGCUUCGUGUGUUGGAGCUCAUUUAUUUAGGGGGUUGGGGGGGUGGGGGGUGGGUCUGUUCUAUGAAUGGGCCCGUAGUAUGUGGGGCAUCUGAACUAUGUGCCAAAAGGUAAACUUCAGACUAAUCCUCCUGAAACCUCCCUGUGUUUCAGUUGCAUUGCACCAUCCUCAGCUGCUUCCGUUUACAGUGUAGAUCAAAUGCACGCUAAUGAUUGUCCGUCUUAUUUAUCUGUAUGUCACUACUUUUAAAGAUUUAAUAAAGAUGUUAUUUUUAACUAAA